CAUGAAAUGAACAUCCUGUAGAAGAAUGAUAUGUACUAACUUACUGUAGAUAUUGUUCUCCUACAAGAUGUUAAUGUCAUGUAAGUUCAUGGCAGAUAAGAUAAUCAUGCGUCAUCAGUUCCAAGUAGAUUGAUAAAUCCUGAAUUAUCAUCAGAGAAUAACUAUAUAUAACUCAUGUGCCCUUGUUAGUGUACUGGUCUUGUAGAAAACCAGCUGUAGUUGCUUAAUCCAGUUUAAUCUUUUCUCAGUACGUCUUAACAGGUUUUUCCUUUUAGAUGGCAAAAAUCCAAGAUGACCUGCCUUCACCUCAACAUUACAACUAAUAUAAAGUGUGAGCAACAAAGUUACAGCACAUAUUUGACCUUUAACACAGAUGUGUCAGAUACUGAUGUACAACAAUCUGUUAACAUGUGUACAGAAUAUCAUCUUACUGUAGAUUCACUGUCAACUAUUAAUAAAUCAUCGCAAGAUUAAAGUCACAACCUAUCAGACUAUCAAAUACUUUAGCAGAAAACGGCAAACGCAUGUUAACCGCUCCCAUGUUAUCAUAACAAAACAAGAGGUUUUGAUAAGAUUUGCUAUAUAUAUCCACACAUGUAACAUAUCUUGCAAUAACUAAAAUGCUGCAUGAAGAUAAAGAUAAUCCAGAAGUUUAACGAAUUUGCAGAAGCUGCAACAAUGUUGUUUUCCAUUCAUCUGGGAUCACCUCUCCAUCUAGUUAUCCUGAUCUCCCUUUGGGGCUUUCUUAACAUAACAUUAGCUCUACCACCAACCAUGCCUCCGAUCUUCAAAGACACACCCUUCUCUGUUAUCUGGAACGCCCCUACCCCGGUAUGUGAGAAGCUUGAAAUCAAUUUGGACACUUCAGCAUUCAAUGCCGUCACUACGCCAGCCAGUGUCCCAAACCAAUUUCUGAACCUCUUCUACGCCGAACGUAUCGGUCUGUACCCUUACGUAAAACCGGACACCAAAGAGGAGUUUAAUGGCGGCAUUCCCCAAAAGGCCAACCUGACAGCCAGCCUGUUAAAAGAACUUGACGAUGUCAAAUAUUACAUCCCAUGGUUCUCCCCAGGUUUGGCCGUGAUCGACUGGGAGGCGUGGCGACCGCUGUGGGCAAGAAAUUGGAGUUCUAAACAAAUCUACAGGGAGCUCUCCAUUCAAAAUGUGCAGGAGAAAAACCCAACUCUGUCCUCCGAUGAGACUGUAGCUUUGGCCAAAAAGCAGUUUCAAGCGGCCGCUAGGGCUUAUAUGGAAGGCACAUUAAAGCUUGGGAUCGAAAUGAGGCCAAACUACCUUUGGGGCUAUUAUUUAUUCCCUGACUCUUACAAUUAUGGAUGGGAGCAGCCUGGUUAUACCGGUGAAUGUUCAGAACAAGAGCAGAACUUGAAUGAUGAGCUCCUUUGGCUGUGGAACUCAAGCACGGCAUUGUUUCCUUCUGCGUACCUGCCGCUAGGCCUUCAGAACAACCAAAACGCAGCUUACUAUGUUCGUGGACGAGUACAGGAGGCCGUCCGGGUGUCUGCUUUGCCAAAGCAUAGCUACACCUCUCCGAUUUACGUAUACUUGCAACCUCUGUUUCGGGAUCAGUCAAAAAUAUACCUGAGUGAGAUGGAUCUGAUGAAUACUAUUGGGGAGAGUGCAGCUCUGGGGGCAUCAGGGGCCGUGCUAUGGGGGGCCAGCGCAGAUUAUAACAACAAGGAAUCAUGUGAAGCUCUGUCUGCCUAUCUACCCUCCACUCUUAACCCUUAUAUAACCAAUGUGACAGCCGCCGCUAAACUUUGCAGUAGCACGCUGUGUCAAAACAAAGGCCGCUGUGUGCGCAAGAAUCCUCAAUCAAACACCUAUCUGCACUUGAAUCCGAAACAUUUUAACAUCCUAAAGAGUCGUGGUCAGUACUUGGCCCUGGGGAUGCCUUCCCUCAGUGACAUCAGGAAGUUUUUGGACGACUUCACCUGUCAGUGUUACGCGGGUCAGAAAUGCUCAGCCAAAAUGCCGGACUCCCUUCCCACAACUCCAGUGGUUGUUCGUGUAACCUCAUAUGAGACAAACACAUUUUGAUGUGUAUCAUUUAACAAAUAAACAUAAAUAAAAAGGUAAUGAUAUUUUGGAAUAAAAGACUUUCUCUUAUGAUUUAUUCACCAUCGUGUCAUACUAGGUAAAUUCCUUUCUUCAGCCGAACACAUUCAGAGUUAUUA
Molecule: messenger RNA, 2195 nt
Organism: Paramisgurnus dabryanus
Lineage: Eukaryota; Metazoa; Chordata; Actinopteri; Cypriniformes; Cobitidae
Product: hyaluronidase-5-like
Biological process (GO): hyaluronan catabolic process; carbohydrate metabolic process
Cellular component (GO): acrosomal vesicle
Molecular function (GO): hyalurononglucosaminidase activity
Source: RefSeq, a predicted model, not a curated record